Messenger RNA from Leptopilina heterotoma, 2414 nucleotides. RefSeq lists its product as uncharacterized. Bases 1 to 2298 code for a protein of 765 amino acids. Gene Ontology annotation, biological process: regulation of DNA-templated transcription; anatomical structure morphogenesis; cell differentiation. Gene Ontology annotation, molecular function: RNA polymerase II cis-regulatory region sequence-specific DNA binding; DNA-binding transcription factor activity, RNA polymerase II-specific. The record is from RefSeq and is a predicted model, not a curated record. The transcript is spliced from 10 exons. Lineage: Eukaryota; Metazoa; Arthropoda; Insecta; Hymenoptera; Figitidae.
AUGGAGGCUUUUGCUCUUGUUAAGAAUUUCAUCACGAAAGUCUCGCAGGCGAAUUCAGAAACAUCGGAGGAAAAUACCGAUUCUGAUGGAUCGAAUACCACACCAGUGAAGAAAGCGAGAGUCAAGUGUAGGAAAAAAAAUUCUCCAACGACAAAUGUGAUUCAAUCGGAUCAUUUAAUUGGCAUUUUGAGGGAGAGAAAUUCGAAUGUGAAAAAUGAUAAGGAAACGACGACAAAACGACAGCAAAUACGCAUUGAACCAAAGGCAAAUAAGGGACCAUUUGCGAAGGAAGUUUCGCCAAAUUAUGUUCAAGUGCAAGUGCACCAAGAGAUACCAAUCGACCGCAACUACACGACAGAGUUAUGCAGCAGCAAUGCGCCGGGAAAACAGAAAAUUCCCAGGCCAGCAAAUGCCUUUAUGCUCUUUGCAAAUGAGUGGAGAAAAAAACUUGCCCUUAAAAAUCCUAAGGAAUCUAACAAGGACAUCAGCGUUAGAUUGGGAGUUCUUUGGAAGAAUAUGUCUCAAGAUGUUAAGGAGAAAUAUUUUGCUCUUGCUCGAGAAGUUGAUGCCGAACACAAGAGGAAAUAUCCCGAUUACGUCUAUAACCCAAAGGAGGCCAGACUGCGGAAAGCGAUGCGCGAGCAGAGCCGCGAGCUAUCGAGACAGAGCAUUUUGCAAACAACUGGAGCGGUUACAGGAUCAGGAUCAGGAACGUUGCCUGGAGGCAAUGGAAAUGGAGGUGGAGGAGGCGGCGGUGGCGGUGGCAACAUGAGUGUCUCGUCGACCGGGAAUUUCUUGAAUCAUCCGAUGGCCUGCGCCUCACCCAAUGCUGCUGUUGCGGCCGCGUCCUCGUUACCGGGCAGCCCCUCGAUCAACGCAAAUCGAAUCAUCAGCCCUUGGUUUCCGGUUGGUCACGGCGCGCCAACGAGUCACCUAAAGCCCAUCCUCACGCCCAGGGCACUGGCUGCUCAUCAAAGAACUUUGGAUAAAACUAAAGAUGUGAUACGUAAGCAAAUAGAAUGUGGGCCUCCCGGAGGAUUUCCGGGACCAGUUUACGGAGAAUUUGGAUCCCAUGGAUCACCAGCUCCUGGAAAUCCAAAUACCAAUCAGGACGGAAAUGAUUAUUGCGUAAUGGGCGAAUUCCCCGAGGGGCAAAAGUGGCAUCCUUAUCAGAAUGGAACGAAUGCCUAUCACUCGAGAGGAGCACCAGCGUCAAAAAUUAGCAAUUUACAUCGUAAUAUGCAGAGUUCGAAUCCUCAUCCCGGUCAUUGGACACAAUUCUGUGGGGUACCUUUAUCUCAAAAUUCCAUGAUUCGUGGUCCAAGGCAUAUGGUCUUCAUUCCAGAUCAGCAAAAUCAUUGCUUCUAUCCUGAGGAGAUGCAGAUUCCCUAUGGAUCGAAUAAAAUUGACAUCAAUCACAAAGUUCACACUUCUUAUCGUCAGCCAGAGCAUCAACAGGAAAAAACAAUGUCCUCGCCAGUGAACAUGCAACAAAUAUCAGACGAGGAAAAAUGCAGUGACGAUGGUCCAAAAUGGAGCACGACAAGUUCAGCGUCAACCUCCGAAUCAUCAUCAUCAUCAGCAGUAGCAGCAGCAAUAUCAACAAAUAAUCUCGUCUCAAAAUCCUCGAGAUCAGAAUCAUUUCCAAAAGAAGAGCAGGAAAAUCAUGAACAAAUUGAGCCAAAUCAACAGCAGCAGCAAUAUGUCGAAGUGAAACAGCCAAAAAUGAAUUGUAAACAGCCGCUGCCUGGUUUUCAUCAAGCAUUUGGUUCAACGGAAAUUGGAAGGUUUUCGAGAUCAGAAUUUUUCUCCAAUAUGGUCGGCGAAAGUAGCGGCGGCAAUGUAACACUGAUUCCGGAAAAUUUCCUGACCACUCCUGUUUUUCCAUAUUCUCCAAAAUCCCAAAACGGUAACGGAAAUUCACAGGACUCGAGAAAUGGCGAAGUUUUACAACGAAUUAUGGCCAAAGACUGUUAUUAUAUAAUACCAAAAUUUUCGUCAACAAAUUCAUCGGAAAAUUCAUCUAAGUAUGCUGCUAUAAUGGACUGUCGUCAUGGAAUAUCGCAGGAAUGGUUUGAACCAGUUCAGCCGCAAAAUGUUCAAAUCGCUUAUUUAAAUCAUUCGCCAACAAUUCUUCUGCACAAGGGAAAUAUUGGAAAUUCGACAAAUAAUUGCAAUUCCUGUCAGUGCAUCAAAUUGAAUGAAAAUCCAGAAAGCAACAGUGAUUCCGAAGGACUAGACCUUCGAGUCAUGGAAAAUUCCAAAAUUCAGAAAAAUGAUUCCAAAGAUGAUCUGUAGAUAAGUUUCGAAAAUUUUUUUUUUUUACUUUAUUUUAUCCUCUUUUUUCUUUAAUUUCGUUUUUUAAUUUCUAUUCUAUAUAGUUUUUGGGGAAAAAACCAAAGUUUCGUUAUUUG